ACUCGAGCCUUCAAAGAAGGAGGGGUGAAGUGACUGCAGCUCGUUAAUCCUUCGCUGUGACUUCCUUGCUACUGAAGAAAGGGCGGUGUUUUCAUCGCCCGUCUUCCUCUUCUUUCAGCAUACAGCCUUCACCUUCACCCUCCAGUGCCAGCCUUCCAGCAACAAUGGCAACGCCAAAGAGCACAGGUGUGUCAUUUGCAGCAGGGAUCCGAGGAAGCACCCCGACACUUCAAAGCUGGAGCAGAAGUGUUGCUGGCUAAAGAACUUAGCGAUGAAAGAAUCACAGCUUUCGGCUCUUGAACUGGGACCUGAAUCAAGGAGGGAGGAUCUGAUCAUCUCCUGCCUCAUGAGGUCAGCUGUUCAAAGGGACCUGGACAUAUUCAAAGAAGCAGCAGCAGGCGUCCGAGUCAAGCACUUUGUUUGUAUGCCUGGAGAGAGAGUAUGAGAAAAGGAUGCCCUUGUAUUUUGCACAGCACUCCUUGCUUUUGUGAUGUAGAGUUUACACCUUUAAUUGCAGAUCUUUCAUUAAGCCUGCAGAUUGUGACCCUUCGGCACCCUUGUUGAAGUGGCUGCUUAAAUGUGGAUACAAGUUGGAUCUUCGCUUCCUAAGUUUUAUUUGGAGGAAAUGGAGUGAUGCAUUUGCUGGAAGAAAAAUGCCGUGAAUAAAACUUAGUGCCGAGCCCGAUGUCUUGGAGCUCUCUCUAGCUUUCUGUUUUAAAUGGCCACGGGCUCUGUCAUGUCUACAUCCGUGUUGCCGAGAUCUUCCCGCAGAGCAGCUCCCUAAAGCCGAUGGAUACGUGAUCGCCCCCUGGACUAUGACCACAGGAUAUGCGAAUGGCGGUCUAGGGAGCCACCGGUAUGUUAGAUGGAAUCGGGAAGACAGUGCGGAGGACUAUACAAAGAGCGAGGUCUACGCAGAGGAUGAGCAGGGCAGGCAGCGCCGCUUGACGCCUUUGGAGAAACUGACUCUGGAUAUGUCCCAGGAUGAAAAGGUGGUUAAAGAGUUAACUCUGGGGAAGAGGAUUGGGUUUUACCGCAUCAGAGGGGAAAUAGGGAGUGGGAACUUCUCCCAAGUGAAGCUUGGAAUCCAUGCUCUGACCAAAGAAAAGGUAGCCAUUAAGAUUUUGGACAAGACGAAAUUAGACCAGAAGACGCAGAGAUUACUGUCCCGCGAGAUUUCCAGCAUGGAGAAGUUGCACCACCCAAACAUCAUCAGGCUUUAUGAGGUCAUGGAGACACUCUCCAAGCUGCACCUGGUGAUGGAAUAUGCCAGCGGAGGGGAGCUAUUUGCAAAAAUCACGACGGAGGGGAAAUUAUUGGAAGUGGAGAGUAAGCACAUCUUCUCCCAGAUUGUGUCUGCUCUUAAACACAUGCAUGAGCACAACAUAAUUCACCGGGACCUGAAAGCUGAAAACGUAUUUUACACCAGUAACACCUGUGUGAAAGUGGGGGAUUUUGGAUUCAGCACGGUAAGUAAGAAAGAGGAAACACUGAACACUUUUUGUGGCUCCCCUCCUUACGCUGCCCCAGAGCUCUUCAGGGAUGAAAGCUACAUUGGGGCAUAUGUGGAUAUCUGGGCACUCGGAAUUCUUCUGUAUUUUAUGACGACUGGGAUGAUGCCCUUUCGAGCAGACACAGUGGGCAAACUAAAGAAGACUAUUCUUGAGGGGAUGUAUGUCCUGCCACCGUUCCUCUCGGAACCUUGCCAGAAGCUGAUUCAGGGAAUCCUGCAGCCAGUACCACCGGAACGCUAUUCCAUUGAGUACAUUAUGAACAGCGAAUGGAUGAAAGGAGUGGAGUAUCCGAAGCCCCUGGAACCUUUCAAACUGGAUCCAAAGUACUUGUCGGGGAGUGGAACACUCGGAGAGGAAGACGCCGAAGUGAAAAAAAUCUUGAACAAUUUGGGGGUCACGGAGGAGCACAUUCAGAAUAACCGCGGGAGAUAUUCCCACAGCUCAGUAACUGGGAUCUACCGAAUUAUUUUGCACAGGGUGCAAAAGAAAAGGGCCGUGGAAGCGGUUCAUAUAAUCAGUCAACCAGAAUUCAGGGAGCAAGAGUCAAAGAAAGAGCAGUCUACCUAUCGUGGCCUCAAACACUCAUCUAAGCUCUGUUUGAUUUUAUAAAAAAUGCAGCUGUCUUGGUAUUUGUCUGCUACCAGUCAGCUCUUGUUCUCAGCAUUUUUGUAAUUUUGAAUUAAAUUAAAAAAAAGAUG
Lacerta agilis (Sand lizard) is the source of this 2212-nucleotide messenger RNA. RefSeq names its product NIM1 serine/threonine protein kinase (gene NIM1K). Lineage: Eukaryota; Metazoa; Chordata; Lepidosauria; Squamata; Lacertidae. The transcript has 3 exons. Gene Ontology annotation, cellular component: cytoplasm. Gene Ontology annotation, molecular function: protein serine/threonine kinase activity; ATP binding; tau-protein kinase activity. Bases 816 to 2123 code for a protein of 435 amino acids. The record is from RefSeq and is a predicted model, not a curated record. Gene Ontology annotation, biological process: microtubule cytoskeleton organization; intracellular signal transduction; protein phosphorylation.